Molecule: messenger RNA, 1905 nt
Organism: Zymoseptoria tritici IPO323
Lineage: Eukaryota; Fungi; Ascomycota; Dothideomycetes; Mycosphaerellales; Mycosphaerellaceae
Product: lysine--tRNA ligase
Exons: 3
Coding region: 28-1905 (625 amino acids)
Biological process (GO): lysyl-tRNA aminoacylation
Cellular component (GO): cytosol; cytoplasm
Molecular function (GO): tRNA binding; lysine-tRNA ligase activity; ATP binding
Source: RefSeq, a predicted model, not a curated record
GUACCUCACCAACCAACAAACCUCAACAUGGCGGCCGAGCAAGUGGCCGACACCGUCAAGGAUGCUGUCAACAAUGUGGCAGAGAAGGUGUCGCAACUCACGACAUCCGAGCCGGCCCCGAACCUCGUACUGGACGAAGUGACCGGCGAGAAGGUCUCCAAGUCGGAGUUCAAGAAAAGGCAGAAGCAGCGCGAGAAGGAUGUGAAGAAGGCGGAGAAGGAGGCUACCAGACAACCACCGCCACAAGCCAAGCGUAAGGCUGGCAGCGCCGAGGAGGAUGAGGCCAAACUGAACCCGAAUCAAUACUUCGAGAUCCGCUCUCGCGCGGUCAAGCGCAUGAAGGAGACGAACAGCCCAAACCCCUACCCGCACAAGUUCCAUGUUACGUAUGACCUGGCGAACUUCGAGAAGGAGUUCGGACACCUCAAGAAGGGCGAAUUUAUCAAGGAGAAGGUGAUGAGCAUCGGAUGCCGGAUCUACAACAUUCGCGUUGCUGGAGACAAUCUUCGUUUCUACGAGGUCUCGGUCAAUGGCGCAGAAAUUCAAAUCAUGGCUCAGAACUUCGAAAACACAAGUGAGGUCCCGUUCGCCGAUCAGCACGAGAUCCUGAGAAGAGGAGACAUCAUCGGAGUUACUGGCUACCCAGGACGGACGAACCCGAAGAGAGAGGACAACCCAGGUGAGCUGUCCAUUUUCGCUCAGAACGUGGUUCUGCUCGCACCUUGCCUACACCAGAUUCCCUCCGAGCACUAUGGUUUCAAGGACUUGGAGGAGCGAUACCGCAAUCGUCACUUGGAUUUGAUCAUGAAUAAGAGCACUGUCCAGACGUUCAAGGCACGGUCGAACAUUGUCAAAUUCAUCCGCAACUACUUUGACAACAAUGGUUUCUACGAGGUGGAGACUCCUAUCCUGCUCAAGUCGGCUGGUGGUGCCACCGCGGAGCCCUUCUACACCGAGCACAACGACUUGAAGAUGACUUUGGCUCUUCGAAUCGCCACUGAGCUGCCGCUCAAGCAACUUGUUAUUGGAGGCAUUCACAAGGUAUACGAGAUUGGCAGGCAGUUCCGCAACGAAGGCAUCGAUCUCACGCACAACCCCGAAUUCACUACCUGCGAGUACUACGAGGCGUUUGCUGAUGUCUACGACGUCAUGGACCGUACUGAGGAGCUUGUGGAGGCCAUGGUCACGGAGGUCACUGGCGGUCUGCAGACUAAAUUCACCACUCAGACUGGCGAGGUCUACGAUGUCAACUGGGCCAAGCCAUGGAAGCGUGUGGAGAUGAUGCCCGCAUUGGAGGAGGCCUGCGGAGAGAAGUUCCCACCGGGCGACCAGCUGCACACUGACGAGACCAACCAAUUCUUGCGCCGCAUCUUGAAGAAGGUCAACGUGGAGUGCACACCCCCUUUAACGAACGCUCGCAUGAUUGACAAGCUCGUCGGCGAGUUCAUCGAGGAGAAGUGCAUCAACCCGACCUUCAUCACAGGUCACCCGCAGAUGAUGAGUCCCCUGGCCAAGUACCACCGCACAAACACCGGUCUGUGCGAGCGGUUCGAGGCUUUCGUCUGCAAGAAGGAGAUUGUUAACGCUUACACUGAGUUGAACGAUCCAUUCGAUCAGCGUCUGCGCUUCGAAGAGCAGGCAAGACAGAAGGCGCAAGGUGAUGCGGAGGCGCAACCGCUGGAUCAGGGCUUCUUGACCGCGAUGGAAUACGGCCUCCCACCUACUGGUGGAUGGGGAAUGGGCAUUGACCGCAUGACCAUGUUCUUGACCAACAACUACAGCAUCAAGGAAGUGUUGACCUUUCCGUUCAUGAAGGAUCAGGAUCUUGCGCCGAAGCCCAAGGCUGCUGAAGUUACUGGUGUUGAGCCGAUGCCUGAAGAGGGCAUUCGACGGCAAAAGGCAUGA